AAUGGGAAACAUCUCGGUCUCCCCUCUAUGCCGGGACAAGAAAUCUAUAACUCAUUUUACUGGGGUACGAAGAAAAACGUUGGACGUGGAAUAAACUGGUUAAGAUGGACGACAGUUGGUAAAGAUAAUGGACGACUUAACUUCCGAGACCCAAAGGGGAACUGCUUAUUAGUAAUAUAUGAAAGUCGAACUAUAUAUAUUCCUUAAAAAAGACUAUUGGAAUUAAAGAUUAAUUGGAGAGUUUGGGGGGCGAAAGGGAUGGUUUUCAUCAUCAUCACAUUAUAGCUAGGUAAGAAACGUAAGUUUUGCGUUUGAGUUAAGGAGAAUGGAGAAAUCAGAGUCGGGGCAAGUCGCAAGCGAGUUAGAAGAAGUGGUUAAGUCUCUUCCUUCCGACGCCGUCAACCACUUGUUCUCCCUCGGGUUAUGUGUGCGGUGCAUCUUUCGUGUGUUUGGUGUGGAAGCCACCACCGUCUAUGCAGCAGCAUCUCCUUCACUAUCACACUCCAUAUUCCCUUCCAUUGUUGCUCAGCAACAUCAACCAACAGAUGAUAAACAACUCUGCACCCUCUGCUUAGGGAUCCUUCAGUUUAGAUUUCAUCGCAACGACGACAACAACAACAACGAUGUCCCUCUUCUCAUUUCUCAAAUGGUUAAACGCGAGGGCUAUCACUGUGAUUCCUUUUCCCUCGAAGUUUCCAUUCCUCCUAUUAUCCUUCACAACGAUAACUAUCUUCGCUCCUACAUGAAAAUCAAAUAUGGAUCUCAACCUUGGUUUCAAGACACAUGCAUCUCUACAAAGGAUGCCUUGAAAUUUUCUCUACUGGAUCCUCUUCAAAAUCUCCUGGAAUGUAAAUCAAGUGUGGGUUCUUUACGCAUUCGUUUGACAUACACUGCAUCAAAAGAGGCAGACAAAUUCUCUGAUAAUGCUGACACUUCUAAGAGAAGAAAAACAGAUGAAUGCAAUUUAGUUGGACAAAAGUCUAUCAGCAGUUCGCUAGAAAGCGAAUCCUCUGAUUGCUGUAAAUUCUUGCUGGAAAUGGCAAAUGAACCUUGCCAUUUUACUUACCUUUGCUGCAGAACACCUAUAUAUUUUGGUGGAAGAUACCUGAAGUAUUCACGGAAUGUGAGUCAAACACGUUGGAUCAUUGAUGAUGAAAGAAUGGGGGAAGCAUCAGUUGAGGAAAUAAUCGGUGGAAACAUCCUCCAAGUAUGCCAAGCUGAUAGUUUCAAGUUUCAUGCUGCCGGAAGAGAAGAUAUUGAUGUCCGAAUGCUGGGCCCAGGCAGGCCAUUUCUUGUUGAGGUGCAAAAUGCACGACAAGUCCCAUCUGAAUUGUUUGUUAAAAAUAUAGAGAAAAAGAUAAAUACCAUGGAGAAUAAAUUGGUUAGAGUGAAAAAUCUGAAACUUGUUGGCAGUCAUGGCUGGGACCUUAUGCGUGAAGGCGAAGCUGAGAAGCAGAAGCAAUAUGCUGCUUUAGUGUGGAUUUCUCGACCUCUGACGGAUGAAGAUUUUCAACAUGUGUCUUCAGUCAAGGAUUUGAAAGUUUUGCAAAGGACCCCUAUCAGGGUGCUACACCGUCGCAGUCCUUUAGAGCGUGAAAAAAUCAUUCAUUGGAUGAAAAUAGAGACAAUUGCUGGAAGUUCCCAAUAUUUUCUUUUGCAUCUAUGUACACAGGCCGGGACCUACAUCAAGGAAUUCGUUCAUGGGGAUCUUGGACGCACGCAUCCUAGCGUUGGAUCUAUGUUCGGUUGUAGAGCUGAAAUUUUGCAACUUGAUGUGACGGACAUCAAAAUGGAAUGUUUCCUGACUUAAAAGUAUCUCAUUGCCCGUGUUUGGAUCCUCUACCGCAACUCCAUACUGUAGUUGUAAAGGAUCCAAAUCCAUUUUAAAUUUUAGUUCUUAAUAAAUUAUUAGAUUUAGAAUUGAUUUUGACAGAGUUAGUUUUUUUUGUCGAGGCAAACGGUUAAUGUUACUUAAAAUAGAUAUUUGAAAUGAUAUUCUAAAAGCGAGUUUAAAAAGUUGAAUUUAUUUAUAAUUAUUUUUUGUAGUAUAGAAAUUAGAUACACUUUACAAGUAGUACGUUAAUAUCAAUCAAUUUUCUUAAAUAGGAACUAUACUGCACGGUGAACAGGAAAUGUGUGUUUAAUCACACACACUGUGUUCAUUGUAGACUUAAUGUAUGUUUAGAUGGUAGUGAGUUUGGCGAAACAAAGUGAGACUUG
Molecule: messenger RNA, 2220 nt
Organism: Trifolium pratense (red clover)
Lineage: Eukaryota; Viridiplantae; Streptophyta; Magnoliopsida; Fabales; Fabaceae
Product: tRNA pseudouridine synthase Pus10
Exons: 17
Coding region: 326-1810 (494 amino acids)
Biological process (GO): tRNA pseudouridine synthesis
Molecular function (GO): pseudouridine synthase activity; RNA binding
Source: RefSeq, a predicted model, not a curated record